AUGCUCAAUGAAAAAUGUCCUCCUCUUCCAUCUUUGACCCCCAUCUCUCUGACGGGUUCGCCGCCCCCAGAACCGCCCAGGGUCACUCAAAUUGCGCGCAGUCACGUCAUCAAAAAACAUUCCAACGAAGAUUUGUGCGUCAUCUGCGGCGACAAGGCGUCUGGUUACCACUACAAUACACUCAGCUGUGAGGGAUGUAAAGGUUUCUUCAGGAGGACAAUCACCCGCAAACUGCACUACCAAUGCAAGUACGGUGGCGACUGCGAGAUGGACAUGUGGAUGAGAAGGAAGUGUCCGGCCUGCCGUCUCAAGAGGUGCAAGCAAGUCGGAAUGCGAGAGGAGUGCCUGCUAACAGAACACCAGUGUAUCAUACGUAACUCAAAGAGGAAGAUGAAGAUGAAGAAGAAAGAAUUAUCAACUAGUUCUGACUCGUCAUCGACGCCCUCAACAGCAGCGGCUGCAGCGAACACACCAGCUUUAGCAGCGCUGGCGAUCAGCGGCAGCAAAGACGUCCUAUCGUUGUUGAGUGAGGAUUACAAGGAGCUCAUUGAGAGGAUUGUUCACCUGCAAGACAAGUACGAACUGCCCAGUAGUGACGACCUCAAAUUACACGAAAAAAUGCAACAAUCGAAAACGGAAGAGGAAUUGAGCGACGCCAUCUUUGUUUACAUGGUCGAGAUGGCCAUCUUGGUGACGAGGCUGAUUGUCGAAUUCGCCAAGAACCUGCCUGGCUUCCGAGGCCUGCUUAAGGAAGACCAAAUCAUACUACUCAAGGCUUCUUCUUCAGAAGUGAUGAUGUUGAGGACAGCCAGAAGGUACGAUCCUGAGACGAACUCCAUCGUGUUCGCCCACGGAACCCUCUUCACUCCUGACAGCAUGAUUCUGGGCGGCCUCAAGGAAAUCAUCGGCAAGAUGUUCGAGUUUUCCAAGUCCAUGAAUCAACUCCUCGUCGACAAUACAGAGUACGCCCUGCUCAUCGCCAUUUCCAUAUUUGCAGAGCGACCAGGCCUAACGCAGCCUGAACUCGUCUUGAAACUACAGGAAGUCUACCUGGAUGUACUGGUCAGCUACGUGGAGAAGAGGAGGACCUCGCAGAAAAACUACCUCGCCAGACUACUCAUGAAGCUGGUCAACUUGAGGUCAUUGGGUCACGAUCACAGUUUGACCUUGUACAAUUUGACCUUGAAGAAGGGCAAUCUGCCACCCCUCUUGACUGAGUACUUUGAUAUAUAUGAUGAAAAAUAAAUAAAUUAAUAAUUUAAUUAUUUAUUAAUUUAUUAAUUUAUAUGAUAUACUGGUUUGAUGGAAUUUGAUGGGUUGGUUGAAUUGAGUUUAUCGAUUGAAUAAAUUAUUAUUAAAUUUAUUUAAAAGCAUUCGUGAACUGAUUUGCAUCAAUCCACUUCACUUCUCUUAACUUGCACUUCAUGCGUCUUUUUAGUUUUGUAUAUAGAUACGAUGAUGACAAUAAUGCAUAUGUACAAAUGAUAUAUAUAAUAAAUAUAUUAUUAAUAUGUAUAUAAAAUAUAUAUGUAUGUAUAUAUUAAUAUUAGUUUUUUCAGUUUUGUUUUUGUUUUUAAAUUGUUCUUAUUAAAGCAUGCUCCCCA
Molecule: messenger RNA, 1604 nt
Organism: Helobdella robusta
Lineage: Eukaryota; Metazoa; Annelida; Clitellata; Rhynchobdellida; Glossiphoniidae
Exons: 8
Coding region: 1-1245 (414 amino acids)
Biological process (GO): ecdysone receptor signaling pathway; negative regulation of transcription by RNA polymerase II; positive regulation of transcription by RNA polymerase II
Cellular component (GO): nucleus
Molecular function (GO): zinc ion binding; nuclear receptor activity; ecdysone binding
Source: RefSeq, a predicted model, not a curated record